Messenger RNA from Lindgomyces ingoldianus, 594 nucleotides. RefSeq lists its product as uncharacterized. The record is from RefSeq and is a predicted model, not a curated record. The transcript is spliced from 5 exons. Lineage: Eukaryota; Fungi; Ascomycota; Dothideomycetes; Pleosporales; Lindgomycetaceae. Bases 1 to 594 code for a protein of 197 amino acids.
AUGUGCCUUGAUGCGGCCUCCCAGACUGUCAUAAAGACCCCUCACGAUGAUGACAAAUGCCGCAGAGUCCAGGUGGAGAGGACGAUAUACGAGAGGUUCGAGCAGCGAGGCGGGCAUAGGGGACUCCUGCGAUACCACGGCCCGUAUUUAACAGCUGGCCAAAGCCACUUACCGCACUCGUUCGAUCUAUCCCCCGCACCUCACGCGCACCCGCUCCAUAAUGCAGAGCAUAUCAAUGAUGCUGUCCAAACUAUACCCCCGACUCCUAUGGGUCCCCCGACCUGGUCACGAAAGAAGAAGGCUCCAACGCUACGAGCUAAUGCUUGGGAGCCUUACAAAGCUCGAAUCAUCGAGCUCAAUAUUACGCAAAAGCUUCCGCUAAGGAACGUUAAGGAGAUCAUAAAGGAAGAGUUUGGCUCUACUGCUGCGGUACGACAAUAUCGUUCACGCACCACUCAGUGGAGGAAGGACAAAAAUAUCAAGCCAGAGGAAAUGAGAGCAAUCGCCAGAAAACAACAACGGAGGAAACUUGUUGAGGUUAUAAACCUCCUUGUAUGCUCCAAGCCCAGCAGCAUCUACGCCCUCUACCGUUGA